Molecule: messenger RNA, 397 nt
Organism: Gaeumannomyces tritici R3-111a-1
Lineage: Eukaryota; Fungi; Ascomycota; Sordariomycetes; Magnaporthales; Magnaporthaceae
Exons: 1
Coding region: 194-397 (67 amino acids)
Source: RefSeq, a predicted model, not a curated record
GAACCCCAAAUGGCCGACUGCGCUGGUUCAAACUUGAGAGGGAGAGCGACAGCGAACGAGCUAGUCCACUUGAUUGGUUAGCUCCUGCAUUCUUGUCUUGCCCAUCUUACCCAACUCGGAGUAUCUUUCCAUAGAUCUACGCCCAAACUCAAGGCGCCUUUGCCAUGCCACUUUCCGUCAUCCAGAGGGCAUCAUGGACCGCUCGCAAUUCUGGGACAAGUUCGAACCACAGUUUCAAGAAUGGAACGUCAGGAGCCCCCAACCCAGGGUGAUGUAUGCGCAUACCCGAUCCACCAUUAUGGAGGGGAAUUAUUCAGCAGGCGACUACGCGGGCUUCCAGCCAAGAUUCCGUGGACGGCCGGCCGUAAAGGGAGAUCGCUUCUCAAAACAGCCCUGA